This is a messenger RNA of Sclerotinia sclerotiorum 1980 UF-70, 1248 nucleotides long. RefSeq lists its product as hypothetical. Lineage: Eukaryota; Fungi; Ascomycota; Leotiomycetes; Helotiales; Sclerotiniaceae. The transcript is spliced from 2 exons. The record is from RefSeq and is a predicted model, not a curated record. Bases 1 to 1248 code for a protein of 415 amino acids.
AUGCCAACUUCGCAAGAUCCUUAUCAACAUUCACGAUCCCCCAAUACAUCUCAAAAUCAACAAAAUAAAAACAAUAUGGGAAGAUCAAAUGCUGUAUCAGAUCGAUUGCGCAAUGAAGCAGAAUCAUGGGUAGAAAUAUCCUCUCAACCAUCUUCAUCCUCAAUUUCUUCCAUCGAUAAUGAAAUCGUUACAACUGGUCUUCGAGUUUCUCAACAUCCUUCAAUUCGACGGCGCAGACGAUCCCAAAAUCAGUCACGACCGGAAAUUAAUACAAACAUCAACAGACAAAGAAGUUCAAGUAGUCAAGAGGAAUACGAAGAAUCAGAAUCGGAACCAGAUCACAUAGAUAUUAUAACUAGCUCAAAUGAGAUAUCCCCACCAGUUGCCAUUCCAGCACGAUUAUCAACUCAAGAAACAUAUGAUGCAGAAUCAGAAGAUGAUGAUGAUGAGAAUGGUACAGCUUUGGGAAUAGGAAGAGGGACAACAUUACCAUUUACACCUCAACCAAAUGCUUUCUCCCACCCUCCAUCAUCACAAUCUCAAAGUCAUCGAACUCCAGCUCCUACACAAGGCUCAUACUUCCCACGACAAGUUCAUUCACAACCGCGACCACAAUCAUAUCCGUCGCGUAACCACACAACUUCACGAAAUCCCUCAUUUAACAGUUAUGCUCGACCACCUGUAGAUCAUGAUGCUGCUCUUCGGGCUAGUCUUACAACUUUAUUAUCUUGUGCAGCUGCAGCAAGAGGUCUUCCUAAAUCUCCUGGCCAAACUGCCACAAGUAAUGAACCAAUUGGUCUUCGAAUAGUUCCUGAAUCAGAACUUCUUGGUACAUCACCUCAUCCUACAACUAAUAUAUCACGACCUCUAUCGCCAAAUCGUUCGAAAACUAGAUCAUCACAAGAUUCUCAAGAUGAAACUAAACGUAAAGCUAGUCAAACGAAACAAAAUACUCGAGCUUUAAAAAAGAAAAAGAAUGAACUUAUGCAAGGGGAGGAAGCUUUUAUUUCACCUACUCUCCUAACAUGGGUAAUGAGUGCAGGAGUGGUAGUACUUGUUUCUGUAGUUGGAUUUGGAGCAGGAUAUGUCAUUGGAAGGGAAGUAGGAAGACAAGAAGCUUCAGUUCUUGGAGGAUGGAAUGGUUCGAUGAGUGAUGGAAGUUGUGGAAGAGAGGUUGUGAGAAGUGGAAGUGGUGGAUUGAGGAGAUUUAAAUGGGGUGGUAGUGUUGCUAGGAGUAUUGUUGCUUGA